AUGUUUGCCGACAUACAAAAGACUCCAACACCAGAUGAAAAUAUUCAGCAUAGAAUGGAAGUACUGAAAAAAAAUGUACACAAAUACAACAACCCUUUUUACUUACGAGCAUUUAACGUUCAAUCUUCGGAUGAACUCGGUGAAGAUAAAAGGUUAAAUUUCAAGAAAACAUAUAGAAAUGAAACAUUGUUUAAAGUUCAUUCAGAACCUAGCCAAGAUGGAAACAAACCUACUUUUGUUUCUGCAGACGAUGGAACUACAAUGAGAUGGGGUCAUAAAGCUAACCCGGAUAGGUGGUUCAUAAACUUACAACCUCAAUUCCAAGAAGUUGUAGACGCAAUGGAAGUGAAUGGUGAACCAGAUAUAGCUGGUAUUUUCAGCGCGGCUUUAAUGCCAUUGAAAGAUAUGAAACAUGCAGAUAUUUUGGACCAGUAUGAAAUGAACAUGGCUGAUGGAAAUAUAACACCUGACGUUCUAAAACAUUUAUCUCAAAGAACUACACAGAACCAUAGAGAUGGUAUAUUUGGUGAAGAGUUUAGAAAGAAAGUUAGGGAGGGAGAAGGAAGAGAACCUAUUGUACAUGACCUUGCAAACGAAAGUUUACAAAAUGUCAUAAAAACUUACUUUGCAGACAAUGAACCGAGAAGGGAUGAAUAUUUAAGAAAACUCAAAUGGACAGUACCAAAUGAAAUGUUAGUAUUGAAAAACAUGUUCCUUGACAAAAUAAAACCAACUACAGAAAUAAACGACGCAAGACUGAAAGAUUGGGUAGAAGCUUUCCCAUUCACAAAAGAUAUAGUUGGUAACAUGGAAAGAAAACCAGAAUGGCUACAAAAACAUAUAUUUGGAAACGAGCAUAUUCCAUAUGGACAGGCACUGUUUGAAGAGCUUGAA
This is a messenger RNA of Trichomonas vaginalis G3, 894 nucleotides long. RefSeq names its product protein of unknown function, DUF4106 family. The transcript has a single exon. The annotation marks the transcript as partial. Lineage: Eukaryota; Parabasalia; Trichomonadida; Trichomonadidae. The record is from RefSeq and is a predicted model, not a curated record.